ACCCCCGAGUGGCUGCGUCCCCUGGGCCACCUAACCUAUUUGUGGUUUCCUCUGCCUGAGCUCAGCCAUGGCCAGCGAGAGCUCCCCUCUGCUGGCCUACCGGCUCCUGGGGGAUGAGGGGGCUGCCUUCCCUGCCAAUGGGGCCGGGAGUCCUGGAGGGGCAUCUGCCCGGAAGCUCUCCACCUUCCUGGGUGUGGUGGUGCCUACUGUCCUAUCCAUGUUCAGUAUAGUUGUCUUCAUGAGGAUUGGGUUCGUGGUGGGCCAUGCUGGGCUGCUGCAGGCCUUGGCCAUGCUGCUGGUUGCCUACUUCAUCCUGGCGCUCACCGUGCUCUCUGUCUGUGCCAUCGCUACCAACGGAGCUGUGCGAGGGGGUGGAGCCUACUUCAUGAUCAGUCGGACUCUGGGACCUGAGGUCGGGGGCAGCAUUGGCCUCAUGUUCUACCUGGCCAACGUCUGUGGCUGUGCUGUUUCACUGCUGGGGCUGGUGGAAGCUGUGCUCGAUGUCUUCGGGGCUGAUGCCACAGGGCCCCUUGGGCUCCGGGUCCUGCCCCAGGGCUACGGCUGGAACCUGCUCUAUGGCUCCCUGCUGCUGGGCCUGGUGGGUGGGGUCUGCACGUUGGGAGCUAACCUCUAUGCCCGUGCCUCCUUCCUUACAUUCCUGCUGGUCUCCGGCUCCCUGGCCUCGGUGCUGGUCAGCUUUGUGGCUGUGGGGCCCAGGGUCAUCCCCUUGACUCCUCGGCCUGGCCCCAACGGCUCCUCCCUGCCACCCCGGGUUGGUCACUUCACUGGCUUCAACAGCAGCACCCUGAAAGACAACUUGGGUGCUGGCUAUGCCGAGGACUACACCACUGGGGCCAUGAUGACGUUUGCCAGCGUCUUUGCUGUCCUCUUUAAUGGCUGCACGGGCAUCAUGGCUGGGGCCAACAUGUCAGGAGAGCUGAGGGACCCUAGCCGGGCGAUUCCGCUGGGCACGAUUGCUGCUGUCGCCUACACCUUCUUUGUCUAUAUCCUGCUCUUCUUCCUCUCCAGCUUCACCUGUGACAGGACCCUGCUGCAGGAGGACUAUGGGUUCUUCCGUGCCAUUAGCCUGUGGCCCCCACUAGUGUUGAUUGGCAUCUAUGCUACAUCACUGUCAGCAUCCAUGAGCUCACUCAUCGGCGCCUCCCGCAUCCUCCAUGCCCUGGCCCAGGAUGACCUGUUUGGAGUGAUCUUGGCACCGGCCAAGGUCGUGUCCCGAGGGGGAAACCCUUGGGGGGCUGUGCUGUAUUCUUGGGCCCUAGCGCAGCUGAUGCUCCUGGCUGGGAAGCUGAACACACUAGCUGCCGUGGUCACUGUCUUCUACUUGGUGGCCUAUGCUGCAGUAGACUUGUCCUGCCUGAGCCUGGAGUGGGCCUCGGCCCCCAAUUUCCGCCCCACCUUCAGCCUGUUCUCCUGGCACACCUGCCUGCUGGGGGUGGCCUCCUGCCUGCUCAUGAUGUUUCUCAUCAGCCCUGGGGCUGCCGGCGGCUCCCUGCUUCUCAUGGGCCUGCUUUCUGCCCUGCUCACAGCUCGAGGAGGCCCCAGCAGCUGGGGCUAUGUCAGCCAGGCCUUACUUUUCCAUCAGGUGCGGAAGUACCUGCUCCGCCUGGACGUCCGGAAGGACCAUGUGAAGUUCUGGCGGCCUCAGCUGCUGCUCCUGGUGGGGAACCCCCGGGGUGCCCUGCCUCUGCUGCGGUUGGCCAACCAGCUCAAGAAGGGGGGUCUCUACGUGCUGGGCCACGUCACCCUGGGAGACCUUGACUCCCUGCCCUCGGACCCCGUGCAGCCCCAAUACGGGGCAUGGCUGAGCCUGGUAGACCGCGCCCAAGUGAAGGCCUUCGUGGACCUCACCCUCUCGCCCUCCGUGCGCCAGGGGGCUCAGCAUCUGCUGCGAAUCUCGGGCCUUGGUGGCAUGAAGCCCAACACGUUGGUUCUGGGUUUCUACGAUGACGCUCCGCCGCAGGACCAUUUCCUGACAGACCCGGCUUUCUCUGAGCCUGAGGACAGCACCAGGGAGGGUGGGGCCCCAGCCCUGAGCACCCUGUUCCCUCCACCCCGGGCUCCUGGGAGCCCCCGGGCUCUCAGUCCCCAGGACUAUGUGGCCACUGUGGCAGAUGCCCUCAAGAUGAACAAGAAUGUGGUUCUGGCCCGGGCCUGCGGGGCCUUGCCCCCGGAACGGCUAAGCCGGGGGUCUGGGGGCACCUCUCAGCUGCAUCACGUGGACGUGUGGCCCCUCAACCUUCUGCGGCCCCGCGGUGGGCCCGGCUACGUGGAUGUCUGUGGCCUCUUCCUGCUGCAGAUGGCAACCAUCUUGGGCAUGGUGCCUGCUUGGCACAGUGCCCAGCUCCGAAUCUUCCUGUGUCUGGGGCCUCGGGAGGCCCCUGGGGCAGCUGAGGGGCGGCUCCGGGCACUGCUGAGCCAACUGAGGAUCCGGGCUGAGGUGCAGGAGGUGGUGUGGGGCGAGGGGGCUGGGGCUGGGGAGCCAGAGGAGGAGGAGGAAGGAGACUUUGUGAACGGCCGGCGGGGAGAGGCUGAGGCAGAGGCCCUGGCAUGCAGCGCCAACGCCCUGGUGCGGGCCCAGCAGGGGCGCAGCUCGGGAGGAGGGCCUGGGGGGCCUGAGGGUGGCGAUGGUGAGGAGGGGCCCGCCACGGCCCUCACUUUCCUGUACUUGCCUCGGCCACCCGCUGAUCCUGCCCGCUACCCCCGCUACCUGGCGCUGCUGGAGACUCUGAGUCGCGACCUGGGUCCCACCCUGCUCAUCCAUGGCGUCACCCCUGUCACUUGCACUGAUCUCUGAGCCCGUUCCUCCAGGGGUGGGUUGAGAGGGCCCAGGCCUGGCGGCUCAUUCUGAUUAGUGGAAAAGGAGGAGAAGCACCGCCUUCCCCUGGCCCUGUGCUUGGGACGUGGAGGCCGGUGGAGGUUUAAAGGGGAUCCUGGGCUCGGGCAUUGCCCUGUCUUCUUUGGUGGAGGGACCCCAGUGCACUAAUGCAGGGUGGCUGUCCCCACCUUGAGGGAGGGAGACCGCAGCCCUCCCCUGGGCCCGCCUCUCCCUUCACUGGUGCCUUGACUGGAGGGGCUGGGUCUCUUCUGUGUCUCUAGGCUACCUCAGUCUCCCCAUCCUGGCCACAGACUCACCGGCCCCCUGGGGGGUGAUGUUUUGUUCUGUUUUAUUUUUCUAACUGCUGACCGUGAAUAAAAGACCAAAACACUA
Messenger RNA from Galeopterus variegatus (Sunda flying lemur), 3229 nucleotides. It is a transcript of the gene SLC12A9, whose product is annotated as solute carrier family 12, member 9. The record is from RefSeq and is a predicted model, not a curated record. The transcript is spliced from 14 exons. Gene Ontology annotation, biological process: chloride transmembrane transport; potassium ion import across plasma membrane; cell volume homeostasis. Gene Ontology annotation, molecular function: potassium:chloride symporter activity. Lineage: Eukaryota; Metazoa; Chordata; Mammalia; Dermoptera; Cynocephalidae. Gene Ontology annotation, cellular component: membrane. The coding region runs from base 68 to 2815 and encodes 915 amino acids.